AGGAUCUGAGAGCCAGACGAUUCAAUACAGUACUGAGGAUCUGAGAGCCAGACGAUUCAAUACAGUACUGAGACUCGAGCCUGCACUCAAUACAGUACUGAGACUCAAGCCUGCACUCAAUACAGUACUGAGAGGCAAGCCUGCACACUCAGUGCAGUUCGUUUACAUGUUACUGGUAAUCUGAGUCUGUGCAUUCAAAGCGGUGUGGCAGCACAGUAUAGAGUAACGCAAUAGGCUACUUCAGCGCAUUGAGUAUUGAGAACUUUGCACCGGUAGCCCGCUGUACUUGGGACCUAACACCCAGCUAACUCAAUACAGUGCGAGAAUACAAGCGAGUCCUGUGAAUCUUGUACGAGUGGGACUACGUUUAAAAAGGAGAAGUUGGGAAAUGGGAACUGUAUCAGAUAACGAGACAGGGUGAUGUUACCGAGUAAAGAACCUGCUUCAAGGCGGGGCGAGUGAGUGCAAUCUCGCUGUGCGCACCUGGGACCGCACACACCGACCUGCGGCAUUCGACUUGUGCCGGCGGGCAUUGGGCUGGACUUGGUCGCUACCUAUUCUAACACAGGAUGGAAUGUCUGCGGGUUCCGAUUCUAAUCAGCACGUUGCUGCUGACGUUCGGAUUAUCGCCGGUUCUCAGUAACGGGGUUUGGUCAGAACACUUGGUCAAGACGCACGACGCGCAUAAAUCACCUACAGUUACCUGCACCCAGGGGUUGAGCUGCAGUGUGGAAGUGCUCUCGAAGCUCUCCCCCCCCGGCAGUGUGCUGUCUCCCCCCAGCAGUGUGCUGCUUCCCAUCCUCAUGGACUCUGAGACCCUGCUGUGCUGCCAGAGAGACGGGGACUGCCAGCCCUGCCUGCGGGUUCGGAUCAGCAUGUCCAUCACAGGUCCUCCGGGCGCAGAGGGGGAGGGAUCAGGCGGGGCGGGGCUAGAUGACGCCUUCUCGGAUGACUCUGACCUAGAGCAAGACGAGGAAGUGGAGGGGGAGGAGGGGGACAGUGGAUUGAGGAGGGGCAGUGUGCCCCCAGAGCCGUCUCACACUGCUCCCCUCAGGGCCACAGUGAUGGUGUGUGUGGUCACUCCCCCCAGUACUGGACAAUGGCUGAGAGUCACCCUGACCAGCAACUCCACUGCGCCAGGGCCUGUGGGCACUGUUCAGCUGGACUCUGUCCCAGUGCCAGUGGGCAGUGAGGUGCGACUGACAGCUCUCUCUCAGUACCAGGGCAGCUCUUUCGAGCUGAUACACAGUGUGCCAGGCUGUUCCCAUCGUGACCUGCAGAGGACAGUAAAGCGCUGCGCUGUCCCCACAGUAAACACCACCAUAGACUGGGAGAGGGGCGUGGCCAAGCUGCGAUUGGACGGGACCGAUCGAAGCCACACCCAUGCGAUGGUGUGCCUGAUGCAAAGAAUAGGGGAGCGGUGCCAAGCAAGCUGGAGACUGAACCACACUCAGGUGCAGCACAUCCCUUUCAGAGACAUCACCCCCUGUCUGUGCUUCCAGUACUACUGGUGCGGGAUUCAUGAUGCUGUGCGCAGACAGAGCUGCCCCUUUUCAAACCACACGGAGUUCCAGGAGAAUGUGUGGCGCAAUAGCUCUCUGACGGUUACCAGAACAGUGACCCUGCUGCAUGGAACAGCGCUGUCCUGGCUCUUCACUGCCCCCUGCAGAGUGGAGGCUGAAGUGUGGCUGUGCUGGUGGUCCGGCAAGGGGGGCUCCGAGUGCCGGGAGAUCCAGGGCUCCAGGAAGCGACUCGAGAAACAGGGAGAAUUCCUCAAUGUGGAUCCUCACCCCUCCCUCUGUGUGCAGGCGCAGGUGCCGGGCAUGGGGCAGAUCUUAGACCAUCAGUGCCCCUUCGCUGCAUCUGAUCCCCAAUGGACUGUCAACCCAUCUCUGAGAGGACAGACAUUGACCGUCAAGCUGUCCCACAACAGCACCCCUGUGUCCCUGUGCAAGAGGACAGGUCCAAACUGUACACUUGUCAACACCAGCCAGACUGGCUAUUGGGAGCUGCAGCUUCAUGACCCGGGUUCGAGUGACUGUCUGGAGGCCUGGAGGACGGAUGUUAGUUUCUCCCCCCGAGUCCUGAUCUGUCCAGCGGACCUGGCCCACAGGUGGCGCUGGACCCUGCCUCUGCUGCUGUGCCUGGUCCUCCUGUCUCUGGGAGUGCUGACUGCUGUACUGCUGAGAAGAUCCUUCAAUAACUGGAUCCAAAGAGUGUGGAAGAGAAGAGCCAGCUUUAAAGGCACACUGGGCGGUGGUCCAGUCCUUUUGCUCUACCCCUUGGAGGAGUCGGUCUCCCUGCCUGUGCUGGUGUCCAGCCUGGGCUCCUGUCUGGCUGAUCUGGGCUUCUCCGUGUCCCUGGACCUGUGGAGCCGUACCGAACUCUGCUCCCUGGGCCCUGUACCAUGGCUGCACUCCAGGCUGGCCCAGCUGCAGCAGGACGGGGGCAAGGCGGUUCUGAUUCUGACCCAGGGAGCAUGGGAGCAGGCCGAACGCUGGGUCCAACACCCGGGCAGCAGGACCCGGCAGAUACAGAACUCCUCGGACCCUUGCCUGGACGUGUUCAGCGCCUCGCUCAGCUGCAUUCUCGCUGACUUCCUCCAGGGCCGCGCCGGCGAGCGCUUUGUCCUGGCCCAGUUCGAGACCCCCCUGCUCCGCGUCUUCAAGCAUGAAGGGCUCCCCGAGAUAUUUAAGGGGAUCCCCCUCUACAGCCUGCCCUCUCAGAGCCUGGCCUUCCUCACCGAGCUCUCAGCAGUGCCCCGGAACAGCGGCACCAGCAGGGGGCGCCGAGCUGACAGCUUGAGGGCUGCGUCCAGAGAGCUCACGGGCAGGCUGGCCUGGAGGUUAAAGGAGGUGCAGCGCGGGGCCCAGCAGGAGUCGGGGGACUGGGUGAGCUGGGGGGAGGAGUGCAGGCGAUCCCAGUACAGCACUGAUUCAGGAGUCGGGGGGACGGAGGAAAUGUGGGAGAGUGUGCCGCUCCAACCCAACGAAUACAGACCACAGGGCAGGGAGACCAGCCUGGCUCACUGGGUGUGAGGGCGUGUUGGAGGACAGGAGAACGUCUACGAACAAGAGGGGGCCGUUCGGCACAUCAGUGCUCACCUGGUUCCAAGACUGAUCAAAAAACUUUAUCAAGUCAGGUCUUAAAGGAUCUCAGUGAUUCAGCCUCAACCACAUGACUGGGUAGCCCAUUCCAUCCCCUCACCACUCUCUGUGUGAAGAGUCUCCUUCAACAACAUGACUAGGUAACCCAUUCCAU
Messenger RNA from Polyodon spathula (Mississippi paddlefish), 3261 nucleotides. RefSeq names its product interleukin-17 receptor C-like. NCBI's taxonomy places the organism in Eukaryota, Metazoa, Chordata, Actinopteri, Acipenseriformes, Polyodontidae. The coding region runs from base 570 to 3038 and encodes 822 amino acids. The record is from RefSeq and is a predicted model, not a curated record. The transcript is spliced from 19 exons. Gene Ontology annotation, molecular function: interleukin-17 receptor activity.